Messenger RNA from Thalassophryne amazonica, 3216 nucleotides. Its product is annotated as SH3 domain-binding protein 4-A-like. NCBI's taxonomy places the organism in Eukaryota, Metazoa, Chordata, Actinopteri, Batrachoidiformes, Batrachoididae. The transcript is spliced from 4 exons. Gene Ontology annotation, cellular component: cytoplasm. The record is from RefSeq and is a predicted model, not a curated record. The coding region runs from base 170 to 3034 and encodes 954 amino acids. Gene Ontology annotation, molecular function: protein binding.
UACUGUCAGUUUUUUGCUGAGCUACUGCAGCCUUCAACUUCGUGUCAGUGAUCCUGAAAAUGAUGAUUUCAGUUUGAGACUCAUCAGAUAAAAACUCAAAAUACAAAUAUUUGUUUGUUUGUCCAGAUGGAACGCUGUAAAUGAGCAAUCGGUUUAAGACGGCGGGACCAUGGCUGCCCAUCGGAUCGUCAGAGUGACCCACAAUAACCACCUCAUCCCUCGCUGUAGGUCCGAGGGAGCGCUUAUCAACAUCAGCAAAGGGCUCACCGGCGCCUGUCUCAGUGAUGUCAAAGUGCCUUCUCCCAGUGCCCUAAGGCUCGACACCUCAGCCUCCUAUGAAGCCGCACAUGAAGUGGUGGCCAUAAAGGAUUAUUGCCCCAACAGCUUCACCACUCUCAAAUUCUCCAAAGGCGAUCGCCUCUAUGUGCUGGACACGUCAGGAGGGGAAUGGUGGUACGCCCACAACAACAGGGAAAUGGGCUACAUCCCAUCUGCCUACGUCCAGCCCGUCCACUUCAGGAACUCCUCAUUUAGCGACAGUGGGAUGAUUGACAGCAUAGGGGAGGGGAACGAGGAGGGUUUGGGAGAGUUUGGAGAUCUGGGGGAGUGGACAGGGAUGUCCUUUAGACGCUCUCCUGGUUACAACAGCAGUCCACUCCCUGGGAACCCGUUUAUAUGUAUGUUAGAUCAGAACCACAAAGAUAAAGAUGAAAGGAAUUCCACGGAUCUUUUCCUCUUUGAUAAACUGGUAUCACCGUCAUCUGACUCCAUUUUUAACACAAGUACAGUUAUGAUGAACGGAUUCAACACAACCCCAACCAGCCCCAGCCCAGACACUUUUCACCGGGAUAACUCAUUUUUCCGGACUAAACGCUCCCACAGUCUCUCAGAACUGUCCGUCCUACAGGCACAGUCAUAUCCAACGUUCCCCGCCUCUGGGUUCCUUACGGGCAUUAAGGCUCCUUUACCAGAACAGUUCCAGAGCAGGGAGGAGUUCAGGACUGUGUGGUUAAACCACCGAAAACUCGCCAGGUCUUGUCAUGACCUCAACUGCUUGGGUCAGAGCCCUGGGUGGGGCCAGACACAACCUGUGGAAACCAACAUUGUGUGCAGAUUGGACAGUAACGGAGGUGUUAUUCAGCUCCCGGACACCCAAAUUAGUGUCCAUGUUCCUCAAGGUCACAUCAGUCACGGAGACAGCCAGCAGAUCUCCUUGAAAGCCUUGUUAGAUCCUCCACUAGAGCUCAGCACUGACAGUUGCUCCACCAUCAGCCCAGUGGUGGAGAUCAGACUGAGCAACAUGGAGACCAAGUCCUUCAUCACUCUUGAGAUGAAGGUAUCCAUAACCGUGAAGAAGGAGGGAAGUCAGGCUGCCGAGGUACUUUGUGUUCGAAGUGAUAGCAAAGAAGGCCCCUACGCGCCAAUCCCUAAUGCCUAUAUGUACAGAGACACAGUCCAGGUGCAGUUGGACAGCCUGGAGCCCUGCAUGUAUGUGGUAGUUGUUGUUCAGUCACAGUACAUCAGCUGUAAUACCACUGUGUGGGACCACGUGCUGAGGAAAGUAACUCUGGGCCUUUAUGGGCCUAAACACAUCCACCCUUCAUUCAAGACGGUUAUCGCCGUGUUUGGUCACGACUGUGUCCCCAAGAACUUGUUGGUUACUGUGGCUGCCCAGCAGGAUAAUUCUGCGCCACCAGUUGCCCUCCAGCUGUGGGGGAAGCACCAGUUUAUGUUGGGGUACCCUCAAGAUCUUCAAGUGUGUUUGUACUCCAACAUGUCCAACUACAUGGUGAAGGCAAGCGAAGGCUCCACGUUGAUUCGAGGAUUUCAGGUCAAGCUGGGGAAGGUCAGCAGACUUCUGUUCAAUAUAACCUCACACAACCCCAACAGCAUAUCGGGAUUUACGCUCCGGGUCCAAGUUAAAGAUGCACUGGACUGUAUCCUCACCCAGUUCUGUGUCCAAACUCCACAACCUCCUCCAAAAUCUGGUGCAAGGAUUCCAGGCCAGAGGAGGUUUUUGAAGAAGAAUGAGGUGGAUAAGAUUGUGCUCUCUCCGCUGGCUGUUACUUCCAAGUACCCCAAAUUUCAGGACCGUUGUAUCACCAACCUGAAAUUUGGCAAACUGAUCAAAACAGUCAUCAGGCAGCACAAGACCGCCUACCUGCUGGAAUACAAGAAGGGCGACUUCAUUGCUUUGCUGAGCGAGGAGAAAAUCAAACUGCGAGGCCAGCUGCGGACCAAAGAAUGGUACAUCGGCUACUAUCAGGGGAAGAUGGGACUUGUUCACGCCAAGAACGUUUUGUUUCUGGGGAAGGUUAAGCCCAUCUACUGGUGCGGCCCAGACCUGACCACAACACUGCUGCUAGAUCAGAUCCUGAAGCCUUGCAAGUUUCUCACAUACAUUUACGCUUCGGUCAGGACGGUUUUAAUGGAGAAUGUGAGCAACUGGAGGACGUUUGCUGACGCUUUAGGCUACAAUAAUUUACCGCUGCAUUAUUUCUGCCGGGCAGAAGUGGACAGUGAGUCCGAGAAGGUGGCGUCAGUUUUGGAGAAACUCAAAGAAGAGUGUACAAACAUGGAGAAAAAGGAGAGGAAGUCCUUUCAGAGGGAACUCAUGAUGGCGUUGCUGAAGAUGGACUGCCAGGGUCUAGUGGUGAGAUUGGUUCUGGAUUUCGUCUUGUUGACCACGGCGGUGGAGGUGGCGGUGAGGUGGAAGGAACUGGCUGAGAAGCUAGCCCGCGUGUCUAAACAGCAGAUGGAGGCGUACGAGGCGCCACACCGCGAUAAGAACGGACUACUGGACCGAGAGUCCAUGUGGAAGCCCGCCUACGACUUCCUGCUGACGUGGGCCGCCCACAUCGGGGACAGUUACCGCGAUGUGAUCCAGGAGCUCCACAUCGGCCUGGACAAGAUGAGGAACCCCAUCACCAAGCGCUGGAGACACCUGACCGGCACCCUCAUCCUCGUGAACUGCCUCGAUACGCUCCGCAGCGCCGCGUUCUGCCCCACUGGCUACGGCGACUUCGCCAUCUGAACGCGUUGUCCUGCUGGAAAUAUAUUUUGGAGAGCACAAGGGUUAUCGUCCUCUUGUGGUCGUCAAACAGUGUUGGGCACUUGUCCUGUUUUAAGUGACUUUUUUAAAAUGUCAGGUUUGCGAUGUUUUGACCUUCUGUUAGACUUUGGCGCUGGAACCAUUGGCGGGUUCAUAACUGAUGG